AUGCUCCAUGCUUUCCGCUGCGAUCGCCUUGUCCCUUUCAGGAGCAAACGCGUGAACAGACCACAGAGCACACACUCCAUUCAGCCCGAGCCAGGAUUCUCUUCUUCCGACAGCAAUGCCACCAAAGAAACAGCGCGACAAAGACGCAGUGGACAAGCAAGUACCGGACAAUGUGAUGAUCGAGCCUCGGUCUACGCCGACAAUGAAACACGAUCCAGUGUUAGUCAUGAGCGAUCACCCAACGACCAGCUACCAGUCGCCCCUAUAAGGCUCGAGAGCACGAUCGAGAAUCACAGCCGAAUGAUUUUCGAUACAGUCGACGAUCUGCGCGAGUUUAUCAUGCACAGCGACGGCAACGACAAGGAAGUGUGCGCGUCCGUGCGCAUCAAGGCGCGUCUUCUUUGGAUGGCGUCCGACACAGUCCGAGGUCUACGCUUUUUACGACUCUACUUUGGCGAAUGCCAGGCGCCAGAAUCGUUGCAGCAGCAACAGCAGGCCUUCAAGCAAGCGCAACAGGACGACCCAUUCGAAGCAAAUCAAUUCCUCAUCUCUGUCUCGCUACUCAAAGUGAACAUCGACGACCCCAAGCUUCCACGUCCAGGAGAUGUAGUGAUGAUCACACCGUUCAAACUCAACGUCUACCGCAACUGCUGUCAAAUCGAUACCAAACUGUACGGCCUCACUAAGAUCAACAUCUCGUGA
Molecule: messenger RNA, 702 nt
Organism: Phytophthora infestans T30-4
Lineage: Eukaryota; Oomycota; Peronosporomycetes; Peronosporales; Peronosporaceae
Exons: 3
Coding region: 1-702 (233 amino acids)
Source: RefSeq, a predicted model, not a curated record